Molecule: messenger RNA, 1749 nt
Organism: Striga hermonthica
Lineage: Eukaryota; Viridiplantae; Streptophyta; Magnoliopsida; Lamiales; Orobanchaceae
Source: the annotation of a GenBank genome assembly
AUGGAGGCGGCGGCAUACGUCUUUUUCACUCACUCCAGUGCCACUUUACUGGAAGUUACUAAGUUUCAACUCCAACUCCUACGGCCGCCAGCCAUUACUGCAGCAAUUGCUCGACAUGUGAAAAUGGCAUAUGCUGCCGUGUCUUCUCUGUUGCAAACCCUUGACUUGACUGUAAGUCUCAAUGUAGACAUGAGCCCUCAAGACAGUAAAAACUUUGCAAUGUUAGGUGAAAAGCUCACGUUUCUCAUAGGAUUCCUUGAGCGUUCUGUGACAAAGCAAGGUGACUGCGAAAAGGUGAAUACUUUAGAAACAAAGAUUGAGAAUGCAGUGCAUCGAGCAGAAGAUAUUAUUGAAACACACUCAUAUAGCAUGAGAAACAGUACAAAAGGCACAAGGAAGAGUCGAAAGAGGAGAUAUAAGAUUUCCCACCAAGGUUUGAUCGAAGCGCUUGAAGAAAUUGAAGCUAUCGUGAAAGAGGCAGUGGAGAUUAGUGAAAAUAGGCAUGGUCCAAGUAAUGUACAUGCGGGCCAGAACUUUAUCGGGAGUUCAUCAUGGCAUUCACAAAAUGCCGGAGAUUCAGUCGUGGGUCUUGACAAGGACUUGCUGAAAAUCAAAGAUCAACUCACCGGGUCCUGUUCCAAUCUCGAGAUCCUCACAAUUCUGGGGAUGGGGGGAAUCGGCAAAUCAACCUUGGCCAAAAAAAUAUACGAUGACAAAUUGAUAGUGUAUCACUUCUAUGUCCGUGCAUGGAUAACCGUAUCCCAAGAGUAUGAGGUCAAGAACAUCCUACUUGGCCUCAUACGUUCUGUGGCCCAGCAGACAGAUGACAUUUGUUCGAGAUACGAAGAGUCAGACGAGCGCCAAAGGCAGCAAAUUCAUCGACGCCUAUGUACCCAUUCCGACAUAUUUCCUUAUGCCGUCACCGAAUACUCAAAUCCACAAGUCCGUACCUUUCUAUCCUCGAAUUUAUCGGCCCAGUUGUUGUUCUUGGAGGUUUCUUUUCUCUCUCGCAUGGGUUUUAGACUUCUUAGGGUACUGGAUAUACUCAGUUACUAUUUCAGCCAGUUUCCUGUUCAAGUUUUAAAACUAGUUCAUUUAAGAUAUCUUGGUCUCUCGACUAGUGGUGAUCUUCCUUCAGAGGUAUCUACACGUAGCGAAAGCACAGGAAAAUGGUGCCUUCCAUUCCCAAAACGAGGAGGAGAAUUUCAUGUGUCGAUCUCUGAUCUCAUGAAUCUACAGAUUUUGAUCGUUCACUGGGGAUCUCAAGAGAACCACAUUCUUCCAUUCGAUAUCCGUAUGAUGUCACAGCUAAGGCAUGUCCGACUGAGAGGAGGCGUAAUUUAUUUUGACAAUCUCUUCUUAGAGGAAGAAAGUUCAUUUGUGCUACUGAACCUACAAACUCUAUUGACCAUGAGCUCCCACAAUUUCAGUAACCAAAUCGGAUCCUUCAUGCCUAACCUCAAAACGUUGGGAAUUCUAGUGAAUGAUGACGACAAUCUGGAAAAUUUGCUAAACUGCCUUUCUUCGUUACAGCAUCUCGAGAAACUGAAGUUGUCAUUCAGACCACGAAAUGGAAGAAGAUCAUCGGUCAUUUCCCAGUGGGAUGCAUUCCCUCCGAACCUGAAGGCUUUGACUUUAUCUGGGAGCCAUCUGCCAUGGAUAGACAUGGUCUCUAUUGGUUUAAAGGUUCUUCAAGUUUUGGCUUCUUGGGUUAAUGCUGCAAGCUACAAGCUGGAGUUCUGUGGAUAG